CUUUUUCACUUCCAGAUCUUACGGAGCAGUUUGCACCUCCUAAUGUUGCUCCACCAAUCCUCAUCAAGAUAGUGGAGACAAUUGAAAAGAAAGAUCUGGAGUGCUCAACUUUGUAUGGAACACAAGGCUCAAGGAGCUCAGCAGAAUUAAGACAAAUUCUUGAAUGUGAUGCCUCUCUGUUGGAUUUAGAGACAUUUGAUGUGCAUACUUUAUCAGAUGCUCUCAAGAGGUAUCUCCUGGACCUGCCAAAUCCUAUCAUUCCAGCAGCUGUUUACAGUGACAUGAUUUCUGUAGCUCAAGAAGUGCAGAGCUCAGAGGAAUACGCUCAGUUGCUGAAGAAACUCAUCAGAUCUCCAAAUAUACCUCCCCAGUAUUGGCUCACACUCCAGUAUUUGCUCAAACAUUUCCUCAGACUUUGUCAAGCCUCCAGCAAAAAUCUCUUGAAUGCAAGAUCUCUGGCUGAAAUUUUCAGCCCUCUGCUUUUCAAAUUCCAGAUAGCAAGCUCUGAUAAUACUGAACACCACAUAAAAAUCCUAGAGGUUUUAAUCACAAGCAAAUGGAAUGAGAGACAGCCUGUACCAGCACUGCCUCCUAAGCCACCAAAACCUAAUACUGUAACUAACAACAGCAUGAAUAACAACAUGUCAUUACAAGAUGCUGAAUGGUACUGGGGAGAUAUCUCAAGAGAAGAAGUAAAUGAGAAGCUUCGAGACACUGCUGAUGGUACCUUUUUGGUACGAGAUGCUUCAACCAAAAUGCAUGGGGACUACACACUUACGCUAAGGAAAGGAGGAAAUAACAAAUUAAUCAAAAUAUUUCACCGAGAUGGGAAAUAUGGCUUUUCUGACCCAUUAACUUUCAACUCUGUGGUCGAGCUAAUAAACCACUACCGGAAUGAAUCUCUAGCCCAGUAUAAUCCUAAAUUGGAUGUAAAAUUACUGUAUCCAGUAUCUAAGUACCAGCAGGAUCAAGUUGUAAAAGAGGAUAGCAUCGAAGCAGUGGGAAAGAAAUUACAUGAAUAUAAUACCCAGUUUCAAGAAAAAAGCCGAGAAUAUGACAGACUCUAUGAAGACUACACAAGAACAUCUCAGGAAAUUCAAAUGAAAAGAACAGCUAUUGAAGCAUUUAAUGAAACAAUAAAAAUAUUUGAAGAACAGUGCCAGACGCAAGAAAGAUACAGUAAGGAAUACAUUGAAAAAUUUAAACGCGAAGGAAAUGAAAAAGAAAUACAAAGAAUUAUGCACAACUAUGAAAAACUAAAGUCUCGAAUAAGUGAAAUUGUGGACAGCAGGCGUAGAUUAGAAGAGGAUUUAAAGAAGCAAGCAGCUGAAUAUAGAGAGAUAGACAAGCGUAUGAACAGCAUUAAGCCAGACCUCAUACAGCUGAGGAAGACAAGAGAUCAGUACUUGAUGUGGCUGACUCAAAAAGGUGUUCGGCAAAAGAAGCUAAAUGAAUGGCUUGGAAAUGAAAAUACAGAAGACCAAUACUCUAUGGUAGAAGAUGAUGAGGACUUGCCCCAUCAUGAUGAGAGAACGUGGAAUGUGGGAAAUAUCAAUAGAAGCCAAGCUGAAAAUCUGCUGCGGGGAAAGCAAGAUGGAACAUUCCUUGUUCGAGAGAGCAGCAAACAAGGCUGCUAUGCCUGCUCUGUUGUGGUGGAUGGAGAAGUAAAGCACUGCGUGAUAAACAAAACACCUACUGGGUAUGGAUUUGCAGAGCCAUAUAACUUGUACAACUCACUCAAAGAACUGGUGCUACAUUAUCAACACACAUCACUCGUGCAGCACAAUGACUCUCUCAAUGUCACACUAGCCUACCCAGUAUAUGCACAGCAGAGGCGAUGAAGAUCUUAAUACUCUGGGUUGUUUGGUUUUUUUCUAAAGAAAAGAUUUGACAACAUUGAGGCCUUUGGAGAGAGAAGGCUCCUUUCAGCCUUACUCAAGAAUUUGAGCUGCAGUAUCAAAGCUAUCUGUCUUCAGAUGGGACUAGAGCUUUCCUUCACAACUGCAGUUGGGGAGAUCACAGUAUUAAGCUGUGAAUGUAUAUUUCUAGUCUGAAGUGCUUUUUUUUUUUAAUUAAGAAAAGAAAAACAAGAGAGAGAAAUCCUAACCUGAUCUCCCUGCAGGGACAUAGAGGCCUUUAACCAUGGUGCUUGUUUACAACCACUUCUGAAGCUUUACCGGCUAGAACAUUGGAUUCUCCAGACACAAGGUGUAAGAGGUCUUUGUCAUUCAGUUAUUGGAAUUUCUUGGUCACGACCUGGCUUGGAUUUGGUGUUGCUGCACUCAGUGGAUCCAGACACGCAGCACUCUGGAUUUUUUGGUUUCUGGUGAAUGAUAUGUAGCAGAAUGGCACUGUCAUUUCUAAGGGUCACUUUAAAAGGGCUUCAGUUACAGUAUGUUGUUCAGAGGAAUUGUAAUAGUGAAUUGCCAGGAAGUGUUUUGUUUAGAUGUUUAAAAUUCCUGUUUUAAGAAUAUAUUUAAGACUGAAGAAAACAGGACUUUCAAUGACAUACAGUAUAUAAUAAUGUACAUAGUGUUGGAUGACUAACUAUCACUGAUGGAAAUUGUCAAUACCAAACUGCUUUCUCUUUUCCCUUUUCUGUUUGCUGAAAGCUGAAUUCUUAGACCAUGCUAUGCAAUACUCAAUUUUCUUUAGGCUGUAGUCUUCUCUCAAGCAUAUCUACAGGUUAAGCUUGCUUUUCUUUCUUGUUUCCUUGUCAUCUUUUUUCUUUAUUUCUUUUGCCUGAGAAUAUUUUUUCCUGAUGAUUAUUUUUUGCUAUUCAUUUUGUUGCUUGUUUUUUUAAAAAAAAUGUACAGGAAGGCAACAAGAGUUGGCUUCAGAAUUAAAACUGAAAUAUUUUACAAUUUUCUUUGUAUAGAAUAUUGAGCUACUAGCUCAAAGUUUAAAAAGUUCUUUUUUUUUUUUUACUAAAUAUUUUGUUGGGC
Molecule: messenger RNA, 2945 nt
Organism: Aquila chrysaetos chrysaetos
Lineage: Eukaryota; Metazoa; Chordata; Aves; Accipitriformes; Accipitridae
Product: phosphatidylinositol 3-kinase regulatory subunit alpha-like
Exons: 14
Coding region: 282-1841 (519 amino acids)
Biological process (GO): insulin receptor signaling pathway; phosphatidylinositol phosphate biosynthetic process
Cellular component (GO): phosphatidylinositol 3-kinase complex
Molecular function (GO): 1-phosphatidylinositol-3-kinase regulator activity
Source: RefSeq, a predicted model, not a curated record